AUGGAGUUUAAUCCGAUGGCGAGGUUGCAUCCUAGCAACUCGACUCCGACAUUGAAAGUUGCCAACGACCGUCCGCCCUCCAUCCAUACCACAGGGUCAAGGGUACCUCCGGUCUUGACAUCUGGUCCAUCGGAGCAGACGGGGAGGAAUAUUUCCAUUAAGCACAGAUUUUCAGGUGUUUCAGUUCCUACAAGGAAGUCUUCCAAGGCCAAUCUCGCAAGUCAAAGCCCAGAUGGCCCCGUUCUCGACAAUCCCAGGCGACCAGGGAUAGUGUGCAUUGAUCCCACGAUACACCCUCCAGGCGCUCAUGCAGAAAUUCAUCACCCUGGAUUGGUUGUCGGCGCCGACUUUUGUGAUGCUGGGUUUGUUACCGAUCGUGAUUCUCCGAUCAGGACACCGCCAACCAAACUUUCUCCGGUUAAUCCGUCUAAACCCAUACUCACGGGGCGAGUCCGUCGCCUUCUUUCGGGAGGAGACACCUGUGAAGAAAUAGUGGACGUUUCCGAGCAUGUCCACAAGAAUCAUACCUCCGCUGUCAAAGUUCGUCCAGCCACCGGACUACUUCCCAGAGUUGAUGCGACUUAUAGAGGCCACGCUGGCAUAUCAAAGGUUCAGCCUGCUGAUUACGGAAACACCAAAGUAGAUAAGGAGAUCAUUCACCAAAGAAGACCUUCGGUUAAGAUUGCCACACCAGAAAAGCCCGAUGUGGUGGAGCACCCCCAUCAUGGCCAUCAUCUCACGCCAAAAGUGCGCCCACAUGUAGACCGUGCUUCUCUCCGGAGUUCCGGACAAGAUAUGUAUCCUAAUGACAUUCACGGUGGGCAUAUAUGGGUUCCGAAAGUACAGCCUUAUCAUGAGUCGUCACCUCUACUACUCAGGACAGAAGAAAAUUCAAUUCCUGGGGUAGCUGUAAAAGUGCACCCUAAGAAAGACGAUGAUCCACCAACAGCUGCUUCAUACUGGGGAUUCCUCCCGGGAUUCGGCGUGAAGAAAGACGAGAAGACCACAAGACAUUCGUCUGCUGGAGACGACUUUGGCGGGCCGCCUAUGCCUCUAUCUGAAUCAAGAAGCAGAUCGGUCACUACAUCUCGUCCUAAAAAUCGGCCUUCGUUAAGUGCCAGUCAAUAUUCGAAUUCUCAAAAGAGCUCUGAUAUUGUUCCCAAGGCUGUUACUAAGACCACGGAUCCAGCCAUAAACCAAGAAAAUGCGCACCAGGAUGAUGGAAAUAUGGCGUCUCUACGGAAUCUAUUCGGUAAUCUUCUUCCACAAGAGGACACCGCACCGGAAAAGAAAAGGGUAUUGUCAACGGCUUCUGCCUCGCCAACUACGCGUCCGCAUCCCGUAGACGAUGAGUCGGAGGAGCUGGAGCAAAACACGUCGUCUGAACAGGUUGACCCAUGGCGUGCUGCGAACUGGCUUCGCCAAUUGCUUGGGUACCCGGAAUCUAGCGCUCCAAAUCUUACCCAAUUACCAGAAAAGUCCCAUCCUCGCCAUGAGAAGCAUAAUGACUAUCCUGGCGAUGAAGCCGGUGCAAUACCAUCUAGGGUAACGACGUUCUCGGGAGAAAAUGCUGCAGACAUGGGAACAAUGCAUUCGGCCGUGCAUAACCUUGAACGGCUGCUAAACGAAGCAUUAUUUCUUGCAAAUGAAGUGACCGGACAAGACCAUUGCGAACACGCAGGCGACGAACCAUCCAAGGUGUCGCCAAAUACUUUUCUCGGCGCUAUUGAAAGCCCAGGCCAUGGGUGCGGAGACUUGCCCUCGGCGUCAGCGAGAAAUGACGAGCUGCUGAAACCUGACAUGUACAGCGGAAACGUGAUACGGUCAUCAAAUAAAGAGCCAAACGUUCGUGGCCUCCGAAAGUCUGAGCGCAGGCAAAUGGAAGUUCAUGAAAUACACCACCACGUAUUAGAUGAAGAAGGCACCUUACCCAAUAGCCGCGAGGUUAAAGAGUAUAUCCGUGUUUACCACGAACCACCAAUCACUCCCAGGGACAGUUCCAUGAAUCUUCGGGAGGGCCUGAAAGGAGGGUAUAUGCAUCUCCAUCAAAACGGUAUAUACCCCAAAAUUUGCCACAAGGAUGUGGAUGUUUGUAGCUUGGAUGGAUCUGACGAUAUGGUAGGCCCCGUCACCCAGUCCGACAACAAUAAAAGACACGGUCGGCACUUAGAAGUACCUGCACCCAACCAGAACGCAAAUCAAUCGAAUGCAGAAGCUUCGGUGCCUCAAGGAAGAGCACCACCCAAGCGAACCCACGAAGUUCGCAACAUCAGCCUCCGAAGGAGAUCCCAUGUCAGUCUCAGAGACGGGCAACGAUUUAGUCUUACCAGAUCGGUGAGACGACAUCCAACUAUAGCCCGCGACUGGUCCCCCUUGCGCAAGCGGUUUGUUGCUUCGGUUGCAUGUAUCAGCACUGCUCUAGUUGGUGUCUUAAUUGGGAUCUACGCAGGCCUAGUCCCAUCGAUUCAAUACGUCAUUGCAGAUUUCCACCACUACUCAAUCAUCGGCAAUGUCGGACUGUACCUUGGAAUGGCGCUUUCGACAUUCUUUUGCUGGCCUCUGCCAUUGCUCCAUGGCCGUAAACCGUACAUCUUGUGCAGCCUAUGCGUAGCGAUGCCGCUACUCUUUCCUCAAGCCAUUGCUGUCAGCACCCCGAGAUCCCCAUACACCAGCGUUUGGAGAUGGGCCUUGCUGCUCCCCAGAGGGAUCAUGGGUUUUGCUUUGGGGUUCGCCAAUAUGAACUUCCAUUCUAUUUUAACCGACCUCUUUGGGGCAUCUCUAAUGAGUAGCAACCCACAUCAGGAAGUUGUGGAUCAAUCUGAUGUAAGAAGGCACGGCGGUGGCCUUGGAGUUUGGCUUGGGAUCUGGACGUGGUGCUUUAUCGGCUCAUUAGGCAUCGGCUUUUUGGUUGGUGCUCUGGUCAUCGACACUUUACGGCCGUCUUGGGGGUUAUACAUUAGCAUCAUGUCAAUUGCGGUCGUCCUUUUCCUCAACGUCAUCUGUCCAGAGGUCCGACGAUCAGCUUGGAGACGCUCAGUAGCCGAAGUGAGAACCGAGACAGGAUGGUCCCGAAGAGUAGCUCGCGGCGAGAUCAUGAUGCACCGGGUCGGGGAUGGACCAACAUGGUGGGGCCAAGAGAUGUAUCAUGGUAUGGCACUUUCACUUGAGAUGCUCCGCCAGCCUGGAUUCGUCGUCAUGGCUUUCUACUCGGCAUGGAUAUAUGCUCAAGUCGUUCUGAUCAUAGUGCUUCUGGGUUCCUUAUCUUCCAGACACUAUCAUUUUCGAUCUCCAUUUGUAGGCGCCGCGGUAUCAUCCGUUGCCGUUGGUGCGCUUGCGGCGGUGCCGUUCCAAAAGGCGAAUAUCUUCUCUCGGUCGCGCUCAACGGGACCAAUAACCAACAGCAUGACGUUUGACAGAAUGAUGACUUGGACCUCUCACCUAGUCCGUCGGGCUGUAUUCGUCAUUGUGCUCCCCAUCGCUGGCAUCCUAUAUACUAUUGUCUCGUCAGGACCACCCGUUCAUCUAGUUUUCCCUUGCAUUUUCGCGGCCCUGAUCGGAUUUUUAUCAUGUCUUGCUAUCGCUGAAUGCAACGGCAUGUUAAUGGAGGCGUGGGAUACCUCUGACCUUCAGCCAGGAAUGACCGGUCGCUCUAGGUCUGGGAAGGACAACAACAUCAAAAGAACCAAUUACUCGUCUUUUCCUCGGGUUACGGCUGGUUGGAACACCAUCCACAGCAUCGGUUUCAUUCUCGCCGCGGGGGCUACCGGUAUUGGUGGAAUAGCUACGCGAAGUUUAGGGCAAAGGGCCGCAACAGGUGUUGUAGCAUCCAUUUUGUUCUUAUUCUCUCUUCUAAUUCUUGGUGUAUUCGCUCGGUUUCGAAGACUGCAAAUCAUCCCCAACUCGAAAAGCGUCGAGAUGGAAAGGUGGACGGAAGAGAGACGGGAUAGUCUUCGCCGUCGUGCCUCUGCGAUAGCUGCCGCCAAGGCCAAUGGUCUUCAUGAUGUCACCGAAAUCCCUGAAGACGAUGUGGGUUCUUUAACGCGAUGGAGUGAAAUUCGGAAGAAAAAUCGCUUGAUUGACGAAGGUGUUCAUCUCAAUCGACAAGCUGUCGGUUUAGCUCGCGACGAGAUUGGGCGGCGAGGGGAGAUGCUCGGGGAAAUUGUCCGUAAGGUAAGUAAGAGAAGCGCGAGAAGCAAACGAAGCCACAAUGGCGAACACGAAGAGAUACCGCGAAUCGAGCUCGAAGAUUUGGGUCCAUUAGGGCCACCGCAUCAGCAUGAUAACAAUACCUUGCACCCUGAGGUUUACUCCGAGCGUGAAUGUGUCAUGGGCCAGACAGUACGAGAGGAAAUGGAAGAUCUUUCCUCCAUAGACGGCGAAUUGGAUGAAGACCAUGAAUGGAAUUAUCCACAGGAACACUCGUCUCACAUGAUAUCAAAGGUUCAACCAUACGCUGGCCAGGAGCAGUCAGCUUCGCAUGGUCAGGGCGAUUAUGUGAUCAAUAUGAACGCCUCAACGGGAGAGCAUGCUUCUCACGGAACACCAAAAGUCAAGCCAGCAGACCCAAACGGAUCAGAACACCGAGAACAACACGGUGCGCAUAUGAGAAACAAGGUUAAGCCGGCUCAGACAGAAAUCGAAAGCGUCGGAAAGGAGCAUGGCGGCCAUAUGGGUCAAAGCAAGGUCAAACAAGCAGACGCAAAUUUUGAGGAGGUUGAUUUGGGCGGGAAAUCCGAUCGCAGGGACUCUAAGACCUUGAAGCAAGAUUAA
This is a messenger RNA of Hypoxylon trugodes, 4770 nucleotides long. RefSeq lists its product as uncharacterized. The coding region runs from base 1 to 4770 and encodes 1589 amino acids. The record is from RefSeq and is a predicted model, not a curated record. NCBI's taxonomy places the organism in Eukaryota, Fungi, Ascomycota, Sordariomycetes, Xylariales, Hypoxylaceae. Gene Ontology annotation, biological process: transmembrane transport. Gene Ontology annotation, molecular function: transmembrane transporter activity. The transcript has 4 exons.